UUUAACUGGUUGUUUGCUCAAUGCUGCAAUCUUCCAUUCACAAUUGUUCUUGAUGAAAUCCAUUCAGACGUCCGUAGUUCAGAUCCCUUCAAGAGAACUAGAGUAAGUACUUUCAAUAUUGGCCAGCGUUGCUUCUCGACCUUGCGGCCACCCUGGUCCCACACCACGAGAAGUGAGAAAGUCUGGCAGUUAAAAAACCAAGCUUGUUUUGCAAACACAUGGUCAUCUAGAAUACAGAAACAUUGAAAAUGGCUCUCAUACAGGUCUCGAACAUUAAGAUCACGAACAGCCAGCGUUCCUUUGAGUAAAACUGGACAAUUUCGUGCUACGUCACAAGUAACUCUAUGAAAGAUGGAUAAUAUUCAUGCUGUUCUUAGCGACGAAAAUGUCACUUGUGUAAACAGAAAAAAUUAUUAAGGACGGGCCUUGAGAAGAAGGCCAGGUUGGCUCUACAUGAAUGUGAGCAUGCAAGCUUCAGGGGGUUUCGGUAUGAGCAUGGAACGGUUCAAAAUAGGACGAUGAGCCGGCAGAAUACAGUGAGUAAGCUUCGUCGUCCAGCCAGAUGCUCCACAGCGGGAAGCUUGACAUUGGCGAGAACCGUAUGGAGUAAUCACGCAGUAUAUUCUACGCUUGAGCCGUCAAAAAUGAAUGACGAUGAGAAGAGCGUCGGUCAUGAUCGGCAUGCAAUGCUCGAUGCUCGAUGCAACCGUACGUCUAGAGGGACAACGCUGAUGAUUGGCCAUGGCGUGGAUCAACCAUGUGAAGCAGAGCCUCACAACUCUGUUUUCGGCAUGCUGCUGGGGUCAGCAGUCAAGAGCAAGUGGGUCUGAAGAGAGACUGGAAGCUCUAGCUCUCGAGACAAAAUCUGCAAGGUACCCGCCCAAACCCAAGAGACACA
Verruconis gallopava is the source of this 898-nucleotide messenger RNA. RefSeq lists its product as uncharacterized. Bases 519 to 830 code for a protein of 103 amino acids. Lineage: Eukaryota; Fungi; Ascomycota; Dothideomycetes; Venturiales; Sympoventuriaceae. The transcript is spliced from 2 exons. The record is from RefSeq and is a predicted model, not a curated record.